This is a messenger RNA of Dimorphilus gyrociliatus, 2221 nucleotides long. The record is from the annotation of a GenBank genome assembly. Lineage: Eukaryota; Metazoa; Annelida; Polychaeta; Dinophilidae.
AAGUACACGACGAUGUUAUUCCCUGCGUUCAUUUUCUCAAUUUUUGCUUAUUGUUUAAACGCCCAGGAAGUACCAGCAGACGCCUAUUAUGAAGUAUAUACGGAUGAACAUCUCUUUAGUAUUCGUAAUAGUUUGUCAUCUGGUGCAACACGUCUUUUCGUCCACAUGCACUCAUCCCUAUGCGAAGAGCAAUCGACUACACCCCCGUCCACUUCCAAUGUGAUUUUCUUAUCUUACGAUUUCGUCACCACUCCCAUUUAUGUAUGGUAUAAAUCAAAAAACUUGACCAGCUUAUGGAAUAUAUCCCGCUGCGAUACACUUGUUCAUGUGAAAUCUGACACAGAUUUUGAGAUUUGGAACGGUGUAUCUUCGUCAAGAGAAUGGAUUAGGCAGCAACUAGGGCAAGACAUCGAAUUGAAAAACGACCUAGAUGAAGCUGUUAGGGUUGACAUAGAACAUGACGGUCAUAAAGAAGAGAUUUUUCUAAGAAGAAGCGAACAGGAAAAUAUAAAUGUCCCGUUUGGCUGUAAAAUAUUAGCUUUUAAUAAUAGAAAUGAAUUUAUAUUCGGUAGUGUAUUUAAUAAUCAAGAAAGGCGUGUUAUAAUAAGGAAAAGUGGUACAGAACCAUCUGCCCAUGAUUGGAAAAAGAAAGUUGAAAAAAUAGAAGAAGAAAGCUUAGAAAAUAUUCGAUCAGUUCUCAUUAGGCACGUAGAGAGAACUCUAUUAACUAUAAAACAACCUGUGAUGAUGAGAUCAUUAUUAAAAAAGUUAUGGAAAAUUAAGAGGACGCCUAAAGCCCUUUUAUCGCGAUUGAGGAAAGCUGAAACUGAAAGGUUGGAAACGAUCAACUCGGUUGUCUUUUCUCUGCCAAUAACUAAGGGAAAACUGACGGACAAUGAGCACGAGAUUACCAAAAAGAUGGCAAAAAAAGUCGUAGAGACGUGGAGUGGGAGGGAGUUAGCGAUCUGUAGGAUGUCUCAUGUUAUUAGUGUUGGUAAGGAUACGAAGAUGUGGCGUCAAAUAAGAACGCCUGACAAAGAAGCAAUAGCCGCUAUUAUACCACUCGAAUCAGAUCCCGGAGUCAAAUGGCCGUUGGUACUGGAAGCGCCAGAUGGCGUUCUCGAGACUAUAGACGACCUUAGCGUUGGUGAAAUGCUAGUGUUCGAAGGUUCGAAGGUGAUUAAAAGUAGGCCUACACCUUAUGCAGGAAGUUUGUACAGAUUUGUCGAAUUACAUUGCGUUCCUUAUGCAUGGGAAUGGAAGUAUAACGAAAAAAAUAUGGUACUCAGGCACAUGGAUCAUAAAAUACCGUUAAUACCAAUAGGGCAUACAGGAGCUACUGUGCACGACGAACUUUAAAAAUGAAUCAAUUUAAAAGAGAAUUACCGUCAAGACAAAGGCAAGAAUAGUGUUUGUAUGUAUUUAUGUGUGUCGGUCUGUCGGUCUGUGUAGUUUUCUAAUUUUCUGUUAUAUAAUCGGUUUGUUUAUGUUUGUGUUUUAGCGGGUAGGAAAAAGAAAAGAUUAAUUAAAAAAACGCCUAGGCCAAGUAGAAUCUACCUAAUUCCUACCAGAUGCCAAGAUAAUACAGGAUAAGAUUGCAAAACAGCAAAAAAAACGUUUUCUUUACCUUAUUGACGUUUAGUACUUGUUCGUUAACAGCACGAAAUUAUCGGAAAAAAGUUUUCAAGUAAAUAUUAGCUUGUCGUGUCUUUGAAUCCGCGUCAUAUCGAUCAGACGCUUGAUCGGAAGAAAAGGCGUCUUGUAAGGGCUGACUUAAUGAGCAUUAUUAGCCUGGAAUCUGGGCUCGUUACUCUGACCUGGAGCCGUCGCGAAUGAAAAGGAUUAUGGGCCGAGUCGGAACGAUGAUGGAUGGGCACGAAUUAUCCGAGAAACGGUUAAUCACUAAUCCUAAGAAUUAUGCGCUUAUUUCCAGUAUAGCGUGAUUCAACCGUUUCCCAAGUCCUUUAAUCGCCUCUAUUAUAUGUUAGACGCCUCUUUUAGUAGAGGAUUUCAGGGCCAUACCCUCAAUUUUUUAUAUUUACAAUGGUUCAUUUUAAGGGUGUAAGAACUAGAAAAAUGUUGUUAUACAACCGGCAAUUACCUUUAAUUUUUUAUGAAUAAACGAGAGUUAUUUAGCUUCACAAUUUUCCAUGAACUUUGCGUGCAAGGUAGGCGAAGUAAAAGAAGAAAAAGACUGGCAGUAAAUUCCACUCUGUCGUGG